Molecule: messenger RNA, 828 nt
Organism: Rotaria socialis
Lineage: Eukaryota; Metazoa; Rotifera; Eurotatoria; Philodinida; Philodinidae
Source: the annotation of a GenBank genome assembly
AUGAAAAAUAAAUUCGGCAACAACAUUAAACUAGUUAAAAUCGAAUUAACUUCUUACGAAAUUCGACGACAACUGUUAGCUGACAAAAAGUUAAUCAUUAAUUAUAUCAGCUACGAUAUUGAUCAAUAUCUAGCACCAAUUAAUGUUCUGAUAUGUUCCAAAUGCUGUGGCCUCGGUCACUUCCGAAAACAAUGCGUAGAAUUAACAGAAACUUGUAGAACAUGUAGUGGAAAAUUUACUGACUUAAAAGAUCAUCGCUGCACUGCAUCACCCAAGUGCAAACACUGCAAUGGAGACUACACGUCUAACUCCAUGAAAUGCCCUGUUGUUAAAUCUUUUCGUGCUGAUCUCACUCGGAAAAUCCUGUCGAACAGCAACAGCAUUAAUCGACCACUACUGCCAACAGUUUCUACCAAAUCCAACAACGGUUUUCAUUUCAACCCGCCGAACUUUCCAGCACUAAACAAGGGGUGGUCUCAGUCAGAUAGUCCAAUGAUGUCAAAAUUAAAUGAUCUCCUAACAGGUCUAGCCAAUGUUAACACGACACUCUCAAAAUUGUAUGAAACGAAUACAAAAUUUGAAAAAUUUAUGGCAGAUAAAAAUAUUCAUGAUAUCGAAUUAUCAAAAGAAGUUGAAUCGCUUAAAUUGCAUAACACAAAAUUAGAAGAGGAUAUGAGAGAAUUAAACUCCAAAACGGAUCAGCAUGCCGAUCUGCUCAAGCAAGUUAACCAGUUCUUCAAACGAUUAUUACUACCAGCUAUGGACGGCAUUCUGAAAGUUUGUGGCGAUUCGAGCAAGGACAAUAACGGAAGAAAAUUAAGACGCUGA